This is a messenger RNA of Cryptotermes secundus, 3365 nucleotides long. It is a transcript of the gene Best1, whose product is annotated as bestrophin-2. The coding region runs from base 972 to 3122 and encodes 716 amino acids. The record is from RefSeq and is a predicted model, not a curated record. NCBI's taxonomy places the organism in Eukaryota, Metazoa, Arthropoda, Insecta, Blattodea, Kalotermitidae. Gene Ontology annotation, molecular function: chloride channel activity. The transcript is spliced from 9 exons.
UCUUGUGGUAUCAGUUGUGUCAGUACACGUCUUGUCACGGGUAGGAGGUAACUGUUAGUGAACGUUCUUUGUUUGCCCGUGGCCUAACCGUCGAAAUUCGUAAUAAAUGUUAAAUUCUCUUGUUAAUAUUCGUGGCAACGAGGUUGAAAGUGAUGGUGUACGUUUCUAUACAAUUUGAAUGACAGGCUACGUCGAUGUGUGUUAUUGUUUAUGUUAUUUUAUGCCAUGCAAAAGAACUUUCAAAAUGAAAGUAAAGUCUUUUCGGUGAUUUGGUAGUGUUUAUUUUCUAAGUACCGCAUAGCUUCCGCGGUAGGCGGCGAGACAUCGAUCGGUGUGCGGAAUAAAAGCGGGCCAGCCGUGUCUGAGAAAAAGUGACGGUGCUUCAUUAAAUUAAUGUGUGUGAUAUGUUAGUUUCAAAGUAACUUACUCUUUCACAAGAAAUUGAAUUGGCAUGUCCAAGGAAACAGUACCUGACAGGUUAUGAUAUUUAAUUGUUCCGAGAUGUUUGCGUGUUUUGAAUUAGAACUACAGUAGCAAUGUUCCGACACUAUGUAGUCUCGUUACUGACAGCGUUGUUAAAUGACUAAUGUCAGGUGUUUGUUCCCCAAUUCAACGUGUUACGUUGUUAAAAUUAGAUUACUAAAUUGUUAACGCCCUUUGUUUAUGGAAAGACAUUUAGAGAUUAAAUACCACUCAGUUCUUAAGCAAAUGACGAAGCCAAGAACAGAGAUAUUACGCGCACGUGUGUCAUCGCAUUCUGCACGUGCCAAUAUUUGCGGGCAUGCUUGACAUUCGGGAACUAUUGUGACAUCACGCAGGAACUGCAAAGACAUUACAAGGAAAUAGAGUACACUACGACACGAGGUUGAGUUUCGCCUUUCCUGCUUAAAAAUUUUGAAGCUCGUGUAACUUUGUUGUAAAGGAAACAAGGUACUGUCUUUUUAGUUGUUGAUAAAACAAUAUACAUCAAGAUGACGGUCACAUAUACCGGCGAAGUUGCGACUUGCAGAGGAUUUGGCUGUUUCCUGAAACUACUAUUUCGAUGGAGAGGCAGUAUCUACAAGCUGGUGUGGCCUGAUCUUGUCAUAUUUCUACUUCUGUACUACACCCUUAGCUUUAUCUACAGGUUUCACCUGGAUCCGGAUCAGAAGAAGGUGUUUGAGGGCUUGGUGCAAUACUGUGAAAGCUACAGUGAUCUCAUUCCAUUAUCCUUCGUUCUUGGCUUCUAUGUUUCAAUCGUGAUGCAAAGGUGGUGGGAUCAAUAUGUCAGUAUCCCAUGGCCUGACACUAUAGCUGUGUUUGUCAGCUCCAAUGUACAUGGGCAGGAUGAACGUGGGCGUGUGAUGCGUCGGACAAUUAUGCGUUACUGUUGCCUGUGCUUAACCAUGAUAUUCACCAUGAACAGUCCAAAAGUUAAAAAACGUUUUCCAACAUUGGACCACUUUGUUGAAGCGGGCCUCCUUACAGAUAAUGAGAAGUCUAUAAUGAAUGACUUAAACACCAAGUUCCCGGGGCAUUCUAAACACUGGCUGCCCAUUGUGUGGGCUGCUAGUAUAGUGACAAGAGCCAGAAAGGAAGGCAGGAUACGAGAUGAUUUUGCAGUCAAGACCAUCAUAGAUGAACUGAACAAGUUUCGUGGACAGUGUGGACUUUUGCUGAGCUAUGAUUCCAUCAGUGUGCCUCUGGUAUAUACACAGGUGGUCACACUGGCUGUGUACUCAUAUUUCAUAACAUGCAUCAUGGGACGGCAGUGGGUAGAGGGCGUAGAUGAAAAUUUGCAGAAAUAUAGAAACGCAGUUGAUCUGUACUUCCCCAUCUUUACAACAUUACAGUUCUUCUUCUACAUGGGGUGGCUCAAAGUGGCAGAGAGUUUAAUCAAUCCAUUUGGAGAAGAUGAUGAUGAUUUUGAAGUGAAUUGGCUGGUAGACAGGAACCUGCAGGUGUCUUAUCUGAUUGUGGAUGAAAUGCAUCAUGAACACCCAGAACUGAUCAAGGACCAGUACUGGGAUGAGGUGUUCCCAGUUCAGUUGCCUUACACAGUUGAAACUGAGCAGUUCCGGGAAGAACAUCCUCAGCCAUCAACUGCCAACAUUGACGUGUCCAAGUCAGCGGCUGAAUAUGUUAUGCCUUCAUCAGUCAAAACUGAUGAUUUGGCUGAUCAUGCUUCUGAUGAUGCACAGAGUGUAAUACAGUUCUCAGCUGGUCCAAAGAGAAGUAUAAGUCGUGUGAGCACACGUGACCGCAUAGCGUCUGCCGAUUCUUCAUCCAGUAUUAACACAGGUAGUCUGGCCAGCUCACUGCAUCGUGUGGGUUCAGUAACAUCAGUUCUUCGGCGGUUAUUCUCCAGAGAAGGGCCCACAGCUAACACAACUGCGACUCAGACGUCUGUUACUGUAGAUGGAGGAGGUCUUCUGCCAAAACUCCCAACGAGUAACAGCUCAGCCAGUCUACAUUCAAAAUUUGUGGGUGGUGGAAGCAUGAGAAUAGCUGAUCAGGUCAUAGAAGAAGUGGAUGAACAAUCUACUGUGCAAUCCGUAAAGCCACCAGAUCAGCGACCAAAUGUCAGAACAAUCUUCCCUGUACCAAUUGGCCCUCCACCUGCCUCUGCACCAGUAGCUGUCCCAAAAGGUUCUUUUCACACAGGACAUUUGAACUUCCCACCUCUCUCUUCAUCAGCACCUGCAUCUGCUGCAAUUCCAGUGCCAACAUCUCCAGCCCAUUCAAAUGUGACUUAUCCAGAAAUACUUUCUCUGAAAAGUGUGCCUGGUUUUAGAAAUGAUGAUGCCUCUGGACUUGGUAGUGCAAGCCAAAUAGGAUCACAGGACAGUCAAAGUAGCACAACAGUAGCACCCCAUGCUGAUGGUGAUAAUGUCAGUAUAGGUAGUUCAAGUACAGACAGUACAUCAGAGGAUGAAUUCACAAGGUUGAAGUCUGAGAGACAAAGAGAAAGGAAAGACAGAUUCAUACAGAGGUUAGUAAGGUCAAUUAGUGCCCAGCAAGCUGCAGUAGGAAUGGAUUAUCAAGACAAUGAGCAAUUACUAAUGGACUUGACAGCAAGCUCACGGGCUGGACUUUUACCUGAAUCACCAAAGUCUAGUAAUUACAAUGAUGCAAAAGUUUGAUAGCCAAAACGGUAUAGCCUAGGCAUGUGAUACUUAAAUAUUCCAGAAGUUACAGUAAGUCCACAACUUAAGUAAAUUCCAUGUUUCUCUGCGAAUGAUAUUAUUUAACAGAUGCACAAUACAGCUCAUAUAUUUCAGACAUGUCAUUUACCAAGUUAAUCUUCUGUUUUGGAAAUUACAUUUAUUUCUUCCUGAAGAUUUAUCUUCUUUUUUUUUUUUCUUGUGGGGUGAGACUGAGUCCAC